AAUUGAUUUCUUCUGGAGAAAGAGAGAGGGAGGGGGCCGGGGUUAAAUGGGAGAAUCACCAUUCAAGCACGGCCGUCCGAAUGGUCGCACAGAGACAUUAAUAUCUAGAUAUUGAUCGUUGAAGCAACUUCUUCUAUAAAUGCUCCUCUAGCUAAUUACAACUUUACAAAAACCUUGCCAAUUUAGGCUUUUCCGGCCAGUAUCUUCUUAACUUCAUUUUGGAACUCUGCCAUGGCCUCCAAUAUGAGCUUGAAGACCCACGCGGUCAUCAUAUUCACCCUGGCUCUUUCACUUGCCCUCUUUGUGCAAGGCACUUUAGGCGGAAUAACAUGUGAGAAUCUAGAGCAGGACACAUGCGCGUUCGCAGUGUCGUCCUCCGGAAAGCGCUGCGUGCUCGAAAAGCAUGUGAAAAGGAACGGAGAGGAAGCGUACACAUGCCGUACAUCAGAAAUUGAGGCCGACAAAAUGAAGGAAUUGAUCGAGACUGACCAAUGCAUCAAAGCAUGUGGGCUCGAUCGGAAAACACUGGGAAUCUCAUCUGACUCUCUCCUAGAGUCUCGCUUCACCCAAAAGCUUUGCUCACCCCAAUGCUACGAGAGCUGCCCCAACGUUGUUGAUCUAUACUUCAAUCUUGCUGCGGGUGAAGGUGUGUUUCUUCCCAAAUUAUGUGAAACACAAACAAAUCCGCGGCGAGUGAUGUCCGAGCAGAUUCGCAGCUCUGGUUUUGUUGCACCAGGACCCGCAAUGCCUGCAAAGUUCCUGGUUGCACCAAUAGCUGCCCCAGCACUGGCACCACGCUAGGAAAAAAAAAAAUUAUAUAUGCUAGCUAGCUAUAAGCUGCACCAAGCCUUAAUUAGUAUUUAAUUAGGUUAUAAUUAAUAAUGAAGACGCACCAAGGGCUCAUGAGUAACUGCACUCAACUAUUAUGCAUUCCGGUGUGUGCAUUCGAGUUUGGUGUGGUAUAUAUUACGUGUGUUAUUCGGUUCAAUAAGGUCAUGUUCUGGAGAGAUAAGAGAUAGGAUAUAUUUGUAGAGACGGUGUACGUUGUGGCAUCAUAUAUUGUCACACGCUUUUGUGCUUUGUGAUAUGGUUUGGAACUGAAAUAAAUAAAGGUUUUUUAUUUGGCUGUAGGGUCCAAA
Molecule: messenger RNA, 1139 nt
Organism: Juglans regia (Persian walnut)
Lineage: Eukaryota; Viridiplantae; Streptophyta; Magnoliopsida; Fagales; Juglandaceae
Exons: 4
Coding region: 232-801 (189 amino acids)
Source: RefSeq, a predicted model, not a curated record